AUGAGCAGUACGGCAAAGAUUCUAACGUUAAAGGAUAUUCUAGAUCUUAAGCAGGAGGACCCUCUAUUGUUCCUCUUGCAAGAGCGCAAUAACCUCGCAAAUCAGAACAACCAGCUCUGGAGUUUGAUAGACAAGCAGAAGACUACAAUAAACAGGCUGAAUGACGAGUUAGACGGUUUGCCAUAUCAACAUUCUACACCUCCGCAGCCAUCCCCACCGGAAAUUAUUGCGCCUAAGCCACUGCACCUCAAUAACAAGCAAUUGCUCACUCAGUCGCCUCCGCCAGCCCAGACGCCUUAUAUGCAGUCUAAUCAUAGCUUUGAUGAUGCCCUCACAAAGUUUCCGAUAAGACCCGCCAUGCUUUCAGCCAUAGAGAAGGCCCAGCAUAGCCAACAGCCUCCACAAAGAGGACCAUAUAUGCAGCAAUUCAAUCACUCAUUUAACAACCUGCCACAAGCACGUACUCACUUUCAACAAUCUCAGGUUGUCCACCAAUCACCACCAAUAGCUCACCAAUCACCCCCAAUCACCCACCAAUCGCCACCAAUUGCUCAUCAAUCAGCGUCAGUCAUUCAGAAACACCCACCUCAGGCGCGCACAACCGAGGACAAACCGGCCUACUUUAAACUCACGCCUUCUUUAGUUCCAACAUUAAAGUUAGCUGUCUUGUCAUCUUCUAUCAAGCCAAACAGGGAUAACAAAGAUUCUUACGCGUUUACUAUCAGUGUGAAAUAUGAGCAAUCAAAUGCUGAGUGGAAAGUAGAGAAAAGUUAUGAUGCCAUUUAUGCUUUGGAUAUGAAAAUUAGAGAAAUUAUAAAGAAACCUUACUUUAAACAUACAAAAGGAAGGUUGAUGACCCUACCAGAUAAGAACACUUUCAAGGAUAGAUCUCCAAACAAAAUUAUACACCAAAAGAUACUCCUAGAGAACUAUUUCAACUCUAUUAUAUCUAUACCGCACACAUACUCUAUUAUUCCUAAGAAUAGCGCAACCCCUCACAUGGAAUUGGCUGCUUUCCUUUCCUCAAAUUUUGCUAAAUCCUCUAAUGGUCAAAUAAAUGGUCACAAGGAUGGUUACCUCACAAAGAAAGGGAAGAACUUCGGUGGAUGGAAAGCUCGCUACUUUGUAAUAGGAAAGGAAGGGAUUCUUGACUAUUACGAGCAGCGAGGCGGAAAUCAUAUUGGCAGCGUCCGGAUACAUGAUGCCAGUAUAGGUCGCCAACAUCCACAAAGAUUCCAGUCAGAUCCUAACGGUCCAGAAUCAGAAAAUGCUUUCCGUCACGCGUUCCUUAUCAUAGAACGACAUGAAACAACACAGAAGGAGAAAGAUCGUCACAUUCUUUGUGCAGAAAAUGACCAAGAACGUGACGCAUGGAUCAACACUCUUCUUUGGCACCAGAGGGCUCACUCAAAUGCAGCCACCUCUUCGCCAGUUUUUCCACAUGAAGUCAACACAUCUCCUGUCAACGCAGGCUUGAUUGAAGAAGCAACACCUAACCUCGCCGCAGGCGGUUUGAAGAGGAGGGCGACAUCUUCAUCCAAGCCACGCUCAAGGGAGGGAGGAUCUCGUGAUGGUGACAGACCGCGUACAUCUGACAAGCCAAGAUCGAAGGAUGACAUUCAACCUGGUAAUCCUGUUACUUUAUCUUCACUUCCUCCAGAUGCUGCAUCUAAAUUCUCUAUCCCUAAGGAGCUACAAGAAGCACGCCAAGGAGGUUCCUUUGAAUUGUCUCAUUCUAAUGAAAGCCAGCUUUCUUUACCACCACGUGAAGAUAGCAAGGGCGCAACAACUCCAUUGGCUGCUAACAAUAAGGAUAUCAAGAUUAGCAAACCUAUGAAUGGUGCAACUAUUCCAGAAGGCGUUAAAUUUGGAGAUGAUCAACAGAACGAGGUUGUAGACGAUAAAGAAAAAUCAGAAAAACAACAGGAACGCGAACGUAAAGCUAAAAGUAGAGGAUUCUGGGGCGCCUUCAGUGGUAGUUCCAAGGAUAAAACACAAAAAGCACCAGUAUUUGGUGUUUCUAUUAACGAUUCACUCCAACAAGCUCAAAUCGCUGGAUUACCAGCUGUCGUUUUCAGAUGUAUAAAAUACCUCCAACACGUGAAGGCAGAUGAAGAAGAAGGUAUUUAUAGAUUAUCUGGUUCUAGUGCUCAAGUGAAGGCUCUAAAAGAGCGUUUCAACAAUGAAGGUGAUAUUAAUUUAGUUGAGACUGACGAUUUCUUCGAUCCACACGCUAUCACAGGUCUCCUGAAGCUCUACUUCCGUGAAUUGCCAAACAGUGUGCUUACAAGGGAGCUUCACUUCAAGUUCUUACAAGUGACUGAACUCCCUGACGCUAAAAAACGGAUACGAGAGUUAGGAAGAUUAGUUUCAGCGCUUCCUAUUGCUAAUUACGCAUUAUUGAGGGCUUUAAUAUCACAUUUAACUGAUAUAGUGUCAAAUGAGGAAUUAAAUAGAAUGUCACUGAGGAAUGUUGGUAUUGUCUUUAGUCCUACAUUGGGCAUUCCAGCACCACUAUUUGGACUCUUCUUGACAGAGUUUAAGUAUGUGUUCAAUGUAGCAGACGACGGCAAACCAGCACCAAUUGAAGAGUCAACAGAUGAAGAGCAAGAACCCCGGUUGUCUACGACGACGACGGCCAGUGAUAAGCCGUCGAGUCAGGAAACGACACCAACGGAGAUAAUAGAAGAUGAAACGGUGGAUGUAUUAAUGCCCGCACCGAAGUUACAUGGUGAGAAGAAGACACCACCACCGGCUAUUUCAACAAAAAAUCUUCAAGCAAACGGACAAUCGGCACCACUGUCGCCUUUACAGCCGAUACCACCACGGCCAUCAAGGCAAAGGAGGGAUAAUAGGAAUAGCUCGUUAUACGAGGAUGUUAACGUAGAUUCUAUGCUAGGGCUCCGUCCUAAGAAUAUCCGUGAGGCAUUAGCGAGCGCCGGUGGAUUUUAG
Wallemia mellicola CBS 633.66 is the source of this 2952-nucleotide messenger RNA. Its product is annotated as RhoGAP-domain-containing protein. The record is from RefSeq and is a predicted model, not a curated record. The transcript has 3 exons. Gene Ontology annotation, biological process: signal transduction; regulation of GTPase activity. NCBI's taxonomy places the organism in Eukaryota, Fungi, Basidiomycota, Wallemiomycetes, Wallemiales, Wallemiaceae. Gene Ontology annotation, molecular function: phosphatidylinositol binding. The coding region runs from base 1 to 2952 and encodes 983 amino acids. Gene Ontology annotation, cellular component: cytoplasm.